Messenger RNA from Penicillium argentinense, 567 nucleotides. Its product is annotated as Yae1 family protein. NCBI's taxonomy places the organism in Eukaryota, Fungi, Ascomycota, Eurotiomycetes, Eurotiales, Aspergillaceae. The coding region runs from base 1 to 567 and encodes 188 amino acids. The transcript has a single exon. The record is from RefSeq and is a predicted model, not a curated record.
AUGGAGUCCAAUUUACUCGAUAGUCUCCUGGAUUUGGAGGAGCAAUUCUACAAAGAAGGCUACGACCUGGGUAUCGCCGAUGGCGCCCAUACGGGCUAUACGGAAGGCAGUGUCUUCGCCGUGGAGAAAAGCUUCGAGAAGUUCGUCGAAAUGGGCCGUUUGUAUGGGAAAGCUCUCGUCUGGGCCCAGCGACUAGCGGACUCCAAGAUCCAGGCGAAAUCUGAGCAGCCAUUGAUGCAGGCAUCGGACAAAAACGACUCUUUAUCUCUUGAUCCGUCGAUUUGCGCAGAAAUGCCCCGGCUACCUCCCCACAGCGCGCGACUCGCGAGAAAUCUGCAGACUCUGAUGGAACUAGUCGAUCCAGCUUCUCUGGAUAUGAGCAAUACCGAAGAGGCCGUGAACGACAUGGACGAGCGGUUGAAGGGUGCUGCAGUGAAAGCCAAGCUCAUCCAACGGGCAAUGGGUGAAAACGAAGACACCUUAGGAUCAAACGCCAAAGACGGGCAGAAACCCGGAGAUGGGACCGGAAGCAUUGAAGACAUCAGUGCAUUAAAUGUCCGUCACUGA